Molecule: messenger RNA, 2556 nt
Organism: Gekko japonicus
Lineage: Eukaryota; Metazoa; Chordata; Lepidosauria; Squamata; Gekkonidae
Product: occludin-like
Exons: 9
Coding region: 359-1894 (511 amino acids)
Biological process (GO): bicellular tight junction assembly; snRNA transcription by RNA polymerase II; positive regulation of transcription elongation by RNA polymerase II
Cellular component (GO): transcription elongation factor complex; bicellular tight junction; membrane
Molecular function (GO): cis-regulatory region sequence-specific DNA binding
Source: RefSeq, a predicted model, not a curated record
GGUGUGUGCGGCGGCGGUGGGGGCCAGGUAAGCCCGCAUCUUCGGGUUGCUACCUGGGAACCGCUCCAAAGUGUAUCAGGAAGUGGCAAGCGUUCCUCUUUGGCCUUUUAAAGGAAGGGCUACCUGCAACGGCAAGGCAAGGGAUUAACGAUCCCGUUUGGAUCCAGGAGGCGAGAAUUCUUUCCGAUCCAGGAGCAGCAGCCUUGACGUCGUCCGGCCGGUUGGCACCGGACUUUGCAAAGGGCGGCCGGCAGGAGCCAGCCCCGAAGGUCCGUCUUCUGGGAAGCAGCUGCCCGUCGGGCUGAUCACCACCGAAUGUUGUCUUGGCCGUCUGGGAGUCUCCCCACUUUCAUGAAGAAUGUUCAGUAGCAAGAAGCAAUACGACGGUCCCCCCAAUGGCUACGGCUCCCCUGUGGAUGAUUUUGGGUACAAAAUCCAGUCGCCUCCUCCCGGCUCCUACUACGUAGAAGAUGUGCCCCAGUAUUUCUACAAGUGGAAUUCUCCGCCGGGCGUGGUGAGGAUCUUGGAGGGCAUUGGCAUCCUGCUCUGCGUGGCCAUCUUUGCUUGCGUGGCGUCCACCCUGGCCUGGGAAUACGGUUAUGGCUACGGAGGUCUUUACGGUGGCACGAUGGGCAACUAUUAUGGGGGCGGAUACAGCGGCGGCAUGGGCUACGGAGGAGUAGGAGGGUAUGGGGGCUAUGGCGGUUAUGGCAGUUACGGCGGUUAUGGAGGCAUCACCAACCCUCGGGCUGCCAACGGCUUCAUGAUCGCCAUGUCCGUGAUGGCGUUCAUCGCUCUCCUGGCGCUCCUGAUCACCAGCCUCACCAAGUCCGGUGGGUCCCGCUCCAGGAAGUUCUACUUGGUGGUCAUCAUCGUGUGUGCCAUCUUGGCCUUCGUCAUGCUCAUCGCUUCCAUUGUCUACAUCGUGGGGGUCAACCCCCGGGCACAGAUGUCCAGCAGCUACUACUAUAAUCCUAUGCUGACCAUGUGCAACCAGAUCUACACCACCGGGUCCUCCUUCAACCAGUACCUUUAUCACUACUGCAUGGUUGACCCACAAGAGGCCGUUGCAAUAGUCUGCGGUUUCCUCCUCGUCAUCCUUCUUUGCAUCAUCUGCUUCUUCGCAAGCAAGACACGGGCGAAGCUCUGGAGAUACGGGAAAGCGAACAUUUACUGGGACAAGCCGCCGCCCUUCCAGGAGGGACCCAACGUGGAGGAGUGGGUGAAGAACGUUGCUGAUGUAGCGAGUACCCAUGACGAGACGGCGACUCUCGCUUACUCAGAAAAGCCCACAAGCCCCGUCAAUGCGCCUGCCACCCCAUACAGCUACAGGGCCUCUGCAGAUGGCUACUACGCAACUGAAAACAGCACACCCUUGCGCUCCUCCGCCGACCCUCCUGCCAGGACUUUUAGCUCCAGCACCUUAGAAGAGAAGGCCAGAGAGACUCCCAGCAAGCCUUCAGCCCGCAGGGGACGGAGGCGACGGAGGAACCCUGAACUCGAAGAAUCCCAGUAUGAGACAGACUACACCACAGCAAUGGAGUCCAGCGACGAGCAAGAUCCGGACGAAUGGAAAAGCCUGUACCCGCCCAUUACGACAGACAGGAUCCGGCAGGAAUAUAAACAAGAUUUUGCCUCGGACCUCAAGCACUAUAAGCAGCUGUGUGCAGAGAUGGACAGCAUCAACGACCAGAUCAACCAGCUCAGCAAACAGCUGGACCACCUGCCCGAAGACAGCCUGCAGUACCAGGGCGUGGCGGAGGAAUACAACCGGCUGAAGGAUUUAAAACGCACACCCGACUACCAGAGCAAGAAAAUGGAAACCAAGUCCCUUCGAAGCAAGCUCUUCCACAUCAAGCGGAUGGUGAGCGACUACGACAAAAGCAGAGGCUAAGUCACCCCCCGGAGACUGUGGCACAGCAAAAAAAAGGUGGUUGGGGGGGCGGUCCCAAAAGGCACCUUUUUUCUCAUCCAGUCUCUCAAGGAGCGAUUUCUUUCUUUGGUACCUACCUUGAAGCGGCGUCAUUGAUCUGUCGCUGAGCCAAUCUUGCAAGCUGCAAAAACUCUCUGGGCGCCCUACACUCGGACGGUUCGACUCCGAGCGGCCACCGUGUCGGUCGUGUGUUUCUUAACUCCCCAACUCUCAUUCUUCACUCUCUCGUUCUUUUAAUAUGCAGAGUGCUGAGGUGGGUCUUCCCUGAAAACCGCAUGUUGCAAAUGUCUUUCUUUUGUUCAGUGUGUGUGGGGUUUUUUUAAAGAAAAAAAUCUAGUGCCAAAAUGAUAGGCUGCCACUCUUUGGGAAAAUCACGCAGCGAUUGUGGACAAGCCGAAAGCCCCGGAUCAACCUGUUGUACAGUUUCAUUUUUAAGAUUGCAUUAGUGUUCUGUUCUCUCAUUGGGAGUGCUGUGCUUCUCACUGUGACGCGUUCUCCUUUUUUCUUUUUUACAAAACCGUAUUGAGUCAGCUUCCCUUCCCCCCCCCAAAGUGGUGUGAUCUGUUCCUCCACGUGUGGAAAUUUGGGGGUCGGGUCGGGAGAAAUGGAGUUAAGUACCUAAU